AUGGUGCGUGCUGCUCUCAUUUCAUGCCAAACGUUGUUCCUCCCUUCAACUCCCUACAUUCAUGGUGCUGCCAUCUCUUCUUUCUCACCUCCCAUCCACCUUCCGCCGCCCAUCCACCUUCCGCCGCCCAUCCGCCUUCCGUCGCCCAUCCACCUUCCGUUGCCCAUCCGCCUUCCGUCGCCCAUCCACCUUCCGUCCCUCAUCCAUCUUCUCCUAAAGGAGCAGAGGCAGAGGCCGAGGCAGCCACAGGGACAUGAGGGCGAUUCCUCCACCAUCAUCACUCACCCCUCCCCCCCCUAUUUCCCGUACGAGGUGGACACGCUGGACGACAUCUCUAAGCCCACAAGCGCUUCACCUCCCCAUCCGCUUUCCCCAUGUUCCCGCUCUCCCCCACCCCGCUUUUGGAUCUCACCAUCCCCAAUCCUCAACCCCAUUCCACGCCAAUCAGAGCUCCCCGACGAGGUGGACAUGCCGGACGACAUCCUAGCGCACCAGCGCUUUGCCAACCUUUGCUACCUCUUUCCCCCAUCCUUCAUACCCUUCCAUCUCCUUGCUGUCUGGUACUUUGUGCAUUCCUUCACGCCCCACAACCCUCCUUGCCACCUACACGAGUCCCUUCCUCCCAAAUACGCACGCAUAUUCUCCUUGGACAACUGGAAUAGGAGUCCCUCCCCCACGAAAGGCCGCGGAGGAGACUUUGAGUCAAUUAUGACUUGCCUUCCCCUCCACCCACCCCCUCUCAUCUGCCACCCACAGGAGUCCCUCCCGCCCGAGUACGCGUGCAUUUUCUCCUUAAACAACUGGAAGAGGACGCAGAAGGUGAUAGAGGAGCAGGCGGCAACGGGGCGAGAGCGUCUGCAGAACAAAGCAGCCAAUUGUGAGCUGCCACUUGUCGUGACGGGCCUACUGCAGCACGAGGUGCGCAUGACAGUGCUGCACUUCUCAGUCAAGAAGGCCGACUCCUUCGCCGCCCCCAUCAAGUCCAAACAGCGCCUCCUAUUCCACAGCAGCUUCCGCCGCUUCUACACUCAUGCGGCUGCUGGUGAUGUUGGUGGUGGUGGUGGUGGUGGUGGUGGUGGUGGUGGUGGUGGUGGUGGUGGUGGUGGUGGUGGUGGUGGUGGUGGUGGUGGUGGUGGUGGUGGUGGUGGUGGUGGUGGUGGUGGUGGUGGUGGUGGUGGUGGUGGUGGUGGUGGUGGUGGUGGUGGUGGUGGUGGAAGGGAGUGCAGCACACGUUGA
Molecule: messenger RNA, 1236 nt
Organism: Closterium sp. Naga37s-1
Lineage: Eukaryota; Viridiplantae; Streptophyta; Zygnematophyceae; Desmidiales; Closteriaceae
Source: the annotation of a GenBank genome assembly